This is a messenger RNA of Dromiciops gliroides (monito del monte), 1825 nucleotides long. RefSeq names its product transcription factor Dp-2 (gene TFDP2). The transcript is spliced from 13 exons. Gene Ontology annotation, cellular component: transcription regulator complex; nucleus. The record is from RefSeq and is a predicted model, not a curated record. Bases 284 to 1801 code for a protein of 505 amino acids. Lineage: Eukaryota; Metazoa; Chordata; Mammalia; Microbiotheria; Microbiotheriidae. Gene Ontology annotation, molecular function: DNA-binding transcription factor activity, RNA polymerase II-specific; RNA polymerase II transcription regulatory region sequence-specific DNA binding. Gene Ontology annotation, biological process: regulation of cell cycle; regulation of transcription by RNA polymerase II.
CGCGGGGGAAGAGAGAGGAGAGCUGAGCCGGGGCCCGGGGGCGACUGCCGGCGAGGUGUGAGGAGCAGGUGGGCCUAAGCCGGGCUCGGGCCGCAGCAGCUGUUCCCGACGCUCGGCUUGGGGGCCGAGGAGAGCCGGGGCGGAGGCAGGAGCAGGGCCGCGCACGGGCGCGGGGGCGCACGCGCGCGCUAGCGGGCACGAGGUUCUUGGCGGCUGCGUGCGCACGGCCGGCCGGUCUCGCGGGCUCUCGAGCCCCGGCGUCUUCGCCCCCGGCCCCCGGGGGAUGAGUCCGCAGACCACCGGCGGCCCCAGUCCAGCAGAGACGCUGCCGUGGCAACUGUGCCGAGUCGUUUCCUCCUCCUCUUCCCAGCCCGGGCCGGACGCGUACCCCCCAGGCUGCCUUCUCCAGGGCUCCGCUGGCAGGCAGAAUCAAGACUGUUUUCAUGUACUGGCCCUUGUUUUAAGAACACAGGUUGGUCUGACUUCUACAAAUGGAGAACUCAAAGGAUUUAUAGAUCAGAACCUGAGUCCAACAAAAGGUAACAUUUCACUUGUUGCAUUUCCAGUUUCCAGCACCAAUUCAACAACAAAGAUUUUACCAAAAACCUUAGGACCAAUAAAUGUGAAUGUUGGACCCCAAAUGAUUAUAAGCACACCACAAAGACUAGCCAGUUCUGGGAGUGUUCUGAUUGGGAAUCCUUAUAGCCCUGCACCAGCAAUGGUCACUCAGACACAUGUGACAGAAGCCACUGGCUGGGUUCCAGGGGAUCGAAAACGUGCUAGAGAGUUUAUAGACACUGGUUUUUCAGAAAGUAAAAGAAGCAAAAAAGGAGAUAAAAAUGGAAAAGGCUUGAGACAUUUUUCCAUGAAAGUAUGUGAAAAAGUUCAACGCAAAGGAACAACUUCCUAUAAUGAAGUGGCUGAUGAGCUGGUAUCAGAGUUUACCAAUUCAAAUAAUCAUUUGGCAACAGAUUCACAGGCUUAUGAUCAGAAGAAUAUUAGACGAAGAGUUUAUGAUGCCCUCAAUGUGCUAAUGGCAAUGAACAUUAUUUCAAAGGAAAAAAAAGAAAUCAAAUGGAUUGGACUUCCCACAAAUUCAGCUCAAGAAUGUCAAAACCUAGAGAUAGAGAAGCAAAGGCGAAUAGAACGGAUAAAGCAGAAGAGGGCUCAACUGCAGGAGCUACUACUGCAGCAAAUAGCUUUUAAAAAUCUGGUACAAAGGAAUCGGCAGAAUGAACAGCAGAACCAGGGCCCACCAGCUCUGAACUCCACGAUACAACUGCCUUUUAUAAUCGUCAACACAAGCAAAAGAACUGUCAUAGACUGCAGCAUUUCAAGUGACAAGUUUGAGUAUCUUUUUAAUUUUGACAAUACUUUUGAGAUCCACGAUGAUAUAGAGGUGUUGAAGCGAAUGGGAAUGUCUUUUGGCCUGGAAACAGGCAAGUGUUCACUCGAGGACCUGAGAGUUGCUAAAUCAUUGGUGCCAAAGGCUUUAGAAGGUUAUAUCACUGAUAUGUCUACAGGACCUUCAUGGUUGAAUCAGGGGCUACUUCUGAAUUCAACCCAGUCAAUUCCAAAUUCAGAUAUGACCAGUGGUACCACUUUAUCGCAAUCAAGUGUAAACCAAGGGUUUUGUUUGGAUGCUGAAGUGGCCUUAGCAACUGGGCAUUUCCUUGCCCCAAGCAGUCAGCAGUCCAGCAGUGCAACAUCCCACUACUCAGAGUCCCGAGGCGAGACCCCCUGCUCUUUCAACGAUGAGGACGAAGACGAAGACGAUGAGGAUCCCUCAUCCCCAGAAUAAAGACAGUAGAAAAGCUAAAUUUUA